GCCACUGUAGUAUAAAUGCGCCUUUUUCUCAUUAUUUGGCUGGGUUGGUCCUAUCGUUACUUGAAUACAAGGGCCCCUGCAGGGUACAAUGCGUCGAUUGACUAUGGACUCGUCUCUCGUGAACAACGUCGAGAGAUAACGUCCCUGACUAUCUACCGUAAAGCGGACUGCAACCAGCGUUGCCAAGCCUUCUUCCCCAGCUUAUCGCCAGAGCGCACUACUUUCAUCCUGCUCUUUCUCCCUUCACUUCUUCUUUCUUGAACAGCCAUCGCCAUUUGGUCUUCUGAGCAUCUGCCCCCCAUAUUAAUUCCUGGAUAUUAUUUCUCUUGAAAGUAGCGCCAUCCUCAGCAAGCUCUACCCCUCAUCUCCACCAGCUCCCGCCCUGUGUAUUCGCAGCCUUGAUGUGUACCUAGGCAACGAGUAUAGGAUACAUACGCUCCUCGAUUUUCUUCCCAACUGGUCCAGUCCUCUGAUGUUCAAGAUGGGUCUCGCUCUAUGAGGGUCUUUUGUUGGCUUUUUUAUGUGCACCCGUCCACCCAGGAACACAAGAGCGAACAGCUUCACUAUAGGUCUUAGAAUCUCUGUAUUAGGCUCUAGACCCUAAGCAGCUGGAUAAUAGUGUGUUGAAUGCUCCAAUAUUCUAGUUCUUUGGGAUUCUCUACCGCUUGGUGUUAAUAUCUGCUCCAUCCAUAAUUUGCGCAACACACUGACCCUUCACUCCCCCCGUUUGGAUCGCCCAAGUAUUCUCCUUGGAAAUUUGGAAAUAACCCGGAUCAACUUUGCAGUUGGCGGACUUUGCCAGCGCCGGUGAUUCAGACGCUAUGGAGGUCGCGAGUCCACCUUCCGGACAGCCUACACAGGCCAAAGCCGCCAAACCUCACGACUUCAAACCCCGGCUCCUCCUCAUGGGGCUUCGCCGAAGCGGCAAGUCUUCCAUCGCAAGCGUUGUCUUCCAUAAGAUGCCCCCGAAUGAGACCCUCUUUCUAGAGUCCACCACACGCAUUCAAAAAGAUUCAGUUCACUCGUUUAUGGACUUUCAAGUCUGGGAUUUCCCCGGUCAAUUCGAAUAUCUUGAGUCCUCAUUCGAUCUCGAGGAGAUUUUCGGAAGUCUAGGCGCCCUUGUUUGGGUUAUUGAUGCGCAAGACGACUACAUGGAAUCUGUCACACGCCUCAAUCGCACCAUCCUGACGGUUCAGCAGUACUAUCCCAACAUCAACAUCGAGGUCUUCAUCCACAAGGUAGACGGACUCUCCGACGAAUACCGGACAGACACUUUCUCGGACAUCGUCCAAGUGAUUUCCGAUGAGUUAAGUGAUGCUGGGUAUGAGAACGCCCCGGUUCAUUACUAUCUGACGUCGAUCUACGACUACUCGGUUUUCGAAGCCUUUAGCAAGGUCAUCCAAAAGCUCAUUCCUAACUUGUCCACGCUGGAGAAUUUGAUCAACACUCUUUCCAACAACUGCGGGUUUGAAAAGAGCUAUCUAUUCGAUGUUUUGAGCAAGAUUUACAUUGCCUCCGAUACUCGUCCUGUCGACAUGUCUUGCUAUGAGAUGUGCUCGGACUACAUUGAUGUGAUUGUUGACAUCUCUGAGCUGUAUUCGUGGGAUCAUCCGGAUCGCCAAGCGAAGGGAGAACAGAACCAGGAAGCAGAGAGCCAUGUCGUGCUGCAUGAUGAGACUAUGAUUCACCUCAUGGAAAUGAACAAAUAUCUUUGCCUUGUCUCCGUCAUCCGCAACCCCGAAGCGAAGGAGAAAAAGGGAUUGAUUGAUAUGAACUGUCGCACGUUUCAACAAGCGCUCAAUGAUGUCUUCUCGCGCAGUUGGGAGCAAGACCAGGACGGUGAGCAAAGUCAGGAUCAUGCAGAAGCACGACAGAUAGGAGGAACGGCCACGAACAACGUCUUGACAUUAUGAAUGAAAUCUUUCUUGUAUUUCUGUUGCUUAAACUUUGAACCUUUCGAGUUCGAGGAUAUGAUUUGGCCAGUGUUGGGUAGACCCUAAAUGGCAUCGGACUGCCUUUACUGGGGAAACGUCUUACACUAGUACGUGGCUUCAUCAUGGACAUAGCGGACUCUCGUACGACCCAAUGACUGACGUAUCCGCACUUUUCUAUUCAGUAAAUGUUGUAAUUUCGCAGACCA
Molecule: messenger RNA, 2140 nt
Organism: Aspergillus calidoustus
Lineage: Eukaryota; Fungi; Ascomycota; Eurotiomycetes; Eurotiales; Aspergillaceae
Source: the annotation of a GenBank genome assembly